GAAAGAAGUAAAGCUCUUUAAAAUGCAUCAAUCGCUGUUAUUGGUUUGCCUAGGAAGCAGCAUCUUUUCCUUGAUAUCAGGAUUAUCUUUGACAACAAAAAAUACCUUUGUAACAACCAGUGAUUUUUCCCUUGUAUGCACAGUACAAGGAUCUUUGACAUCAAUUAUAAUCGGGGAUCCAUCAGGAAACACAGCUGGAUCAUGUUUACCACCCCCAGUUGGUUGUGUAUCAGGACCUGGAAAUACAUUGGUAGUAAACACAGCUGGAGGAAAUACCACAGUUACCAUAGAUAUAUUGCAAUCAAAUAUUAAUAUACCUUCUUCAGAGGGAAGUUGGAGCUGCACAGAUGGAACUGAUGUAGGAUAUGCUCAAGUUAAAAUCUUUUCCUACACAAAACCAAUUAUUCAGUCUGAAGAAGAAGUCCCUGUCGAUGGAUCAGUAAUAAGAGUGCUGAUAGGAUGUAUUUAUCCAUAUCCUGAUGAAGUAAAGAUAAGUUAUGUAAAAAAAUCUUCUCCAGAUUUUGUUAUGAAAUCUAGGAAUGAUGUCAUAUUUGACAAUGGAUCAUCAAUAAACUGUGAACAUCCAGAUGCCAGAGCAAUAUCCAUGAAUGGAACAUUUAAAGUGUCAACUGAUAAACUGAAAGAAGACGCACUUAUUGCAGUUACAGUGCUAUUGAAUGGAACUAAACUAGGCGAUACAGAACCCUCUAACUUCACAAUUAAUUCAGAAAAGGGUAUGCUUGUUGCUUUGAUUUUUAAAAAUUUAUUAUUUCAAUCUCACCCCACCCCUAUGGAUGAAACCAGUUAUAUAUAUGUAUAUAUUAGGUACAUGUUUGUCAUAUGUCAUACCAUCAAUUUGUUUAUCUAUAACUCUUUCCUUUUAACUCAAUUUAAAAGAAACUGUUGAUCAAAACUAGUCAAGAAAUUUUUUU
Molecule: messenger RNA, 932 nt
Organism: Magallana angulata
Lineage: Eukaryota; Metazoa; Mollusca; Bivalvia; Ostreida; Ostreidae
Exons: 4
Coding region: 23-907 (294 amino acids)
Source: RefSeq, a predicted model, not a curated record